This is a messenger RNA of Hippocampus zosterae (dwarf seahorse), 3084 nucleotides long. RefSeq names its product homer scaffold protein 2 (gene homer2). Gene Ontology annotation, cellular component: cytoplasm; plasma membrane; postsynaptic density. Lineage: Eukaryota; Metazoa; Chordata; Actinopteri; Syngnathiformes; Syngnathidae. The coding region runs from base 441 to 1505 and encodes 354 amino acids. Gene Ontology annotation, molecular function: G protein-coupled glutamate receptor binding. Gene Ontology annotation, biological process: regulation of store-operated calcium entry; G protein-coupled glutamate receptor signaling pathway. The record is from RefSeq and is a predicted model, not a curated record. The transcript is spliced from 9 exons.
GCUGCUGCUGUUAGUUGACGCGCGCGGAACUUGAGCCCACUCACUGUGGAGGGUCGAGGAAGGAAGAGGAACAACAAAGUCACGCAGGUGAAGGCCAACAUUAACGCCACUAAUUUAGUCGCCACUUUGAAGAGGGCAGCGAGGUGAAAGGUCUAGUUUUAUAGUUUUAUUUUUUAUUUUAUUCUUUUUUUUUAAUUCAGACGCUGCCGCUUGUGUGACGAGGGUGAACACAGCAGGCGAAAACUUGGUUGACAGGAGGAGACAGAGCUUGGCGAAACCUCAACCCCACGAAAGAAACAAGUGUUGGGAGAAUUUUUUUCUUUACGCGACAACAGGACUUGUUUGAACGAGAACGUUAACCUCUGAAGAUUGUGGACUUUGAGUCGCGUUCGCCUCGCGUCACGUUGUAGCGCACAGAUCCCUAGUAUCACCGCGUUACAAUGGGGGAGCAGCCAAUCUACACCACCAGGGCCCAUGUCUUCCAAAUUGAUCCAAACACGAAGAAGAACUGGGUCCCUGCCAGCAAACAGGCAGUCACAGUCUCCUAUUUUUAUGACAGCACACGCAACAGCUACCGCAUCAUCAGCGUGGAUGGAUCAAAGGUUAUCAUCAACAGCACCAUCACACCCAACAUGAUGUUCACAAAGACGUCACAGAAGUUUGGCCAGUGGGCAGACAGCAGGGCCAACACGGUGUUCGGUUUGGGCUUCAGCUCAGAGCAGCAGCUUGCUAAGUUUGCAGAGAAGUUCCAGGAAGUCAAAGAGGCAGCCAAAAUGGCAAGAGACAAAUCUCAGGAGAAGGCAGAGGGGCUGGGCAAUCACACCCAGGAGUCUGGACGUGAAACGCCAUCAACAAACCAGGCUUCCAGCAUGAAUGGCACCGACGAUGAGAAGAUUUUUCACGUGGGACCAGAGGCUGUCCUGCUGAAGAAUGAGAAUGAUCUCCUCAAGAAUGUUGUAGAACAGAGCAACACCAACGCCAAGAAGUGGGAAACCGAGCUGCAGACGUUAAGAGAGAAUAAUGCCCGGCUGGUGGACGCGCUGCAGGAGUCCUCGGCUAAUGUAGAGAGCUGGAAGAAACAGCUAAGUGCCUGCAAGGAGGAGAGUGACACGCUCAGGCAGAAGAUUGCGGAUCUGGAGGUUCAGUGUCAUGAGGCCGCUCAGGAGAAGCAAAUAAAUGUGCAACUGAGCGUGCGUGUGCAGGAGCUGGAGGCCGAGCUGCACGAUAGAAAGCAGGAGCUGGAAAAUUUGAGGAAGCAAGCAGAGAUAAUCCCCCAACUCAUGGCGGAGUGUGAGAGCAUCACUUCUAAACUACAGACCGCCGAGACAAAGAACAGAGAGCUGGAGGGGAAGAUCGGCGUUCUUCACAUGGACGUGGACGACAGUCGCCAGAAGCAAGGCAACAUCAAAGGCGAGCUGAAGAAGUUGAUGGACAUCCUGGACAUCAAGCUGGACGAGCUGCACGAGUUCCGACUGGGCCUGUCCCGGCUCGGCGUCGACAACUGAGCCCGUCGGCCCGCCGUUGACGUCUUGAGGGCACAAACUCCGUGGCGCCCACUCUCCCUCUCAAGUCACGUCCACCAGGAGGCACUAUGGACGUACUCUGAGGAGGAGGAGCGUUCUCUGACACAACCUCACCUUUUGUGUGCAAGCCAAUUAAGUCAUACUUUGGAGCUUAUGUUUAUGGAUGUGAUGAGGGGGGAGGGGCAGUGGUGGUGGGUUCUUUAUAAGGGCUACAAGUAACAACACACAAGGGGAAUGUUGCUGAGUGUCACUCCAGUAAUAAUUGGUGUUCUUCUCAAGUCCCACUCCGCCUCCUGGCAAUCAAUAGGCUCUAUCUCAGGUGUGUCACUUUAUACUUGGAUGACAUGAACACACGAGACUAAUGGCCGUAACACUAAGUGCCUCUGGAGGGUGAAGAGGUUUGGGGGGAGGGGGGGGGGGUGAAGUCCUCCUGGCAAGGAGAUGUGCCCCCCACACACAUGAAAAGCAUCCUGCUAAACGGGUCCAAAUGCGUGGAAAGCCGUUUUAGAAUUUUGUCCAUAGCCUUGAUAUCCCAAUUAAGGUCCACGUACAUCCGUUGACCUCACUUGUAAGACAGUUUAGUGCACUCGUGGAACUAGGACAAACGAGUCAAAUUGCUCGUAGGACUAACACGUUUUACACUACAGUGUGAUGUUUCUGCAUACUUGUAUGUAAGACUCACUUCAUUAGUGAGGCGAACCGGCGCAGUUGUGUUCGACUUGUGAAGUGGUGGAUGUCAUCGAAUAGUUUAAUGUCACUAGUAUGUUGAAUAAAUGCUCAAAUGUCUUUUUCCAUUUGUUAGAUAUUGAAGAUGUCCAGCUUCAGGUCCAUAUGUACCAGUACAUACAUUGCAUAUGGACCUGAAGCUAGAUUGUCAAAUGUUCUCUAGACGUGUACUGUAACUAGUACUCAACUUCCCACUAAAGAGUCCUUUUGUCAUCCAGCAUUUCCAUAGACGGGUACAAGUGAUGUCUCCAUAGCUUUCUUCACCAACCACGUUAUCCAAAAAGAAUAUAAGCCAAUUUUGCGGUCACGUUCAAGGACCUGUCGUGCGAGUGUGCGCAAUAGUAUUUUUGAGCCGAUCUGUUUAAAGGCUAUUGAUGUGCUUCCUUCCACUCAAUUUUUUUUUUCUGUGUGUGUGUUGGUGAUGUUUGUUUGGGGCGCGUGGCCAUGGUGCUGCUUCAUGGGUGCAUGUGAAUAACAACACUACUGAGGGACUUGGCUUUUGUCUGACAUUAUUUAUUUGGGUGCCUCUCUCCUAUGUAUGUGUUUCUAUUAUGAGCAAAGUCAAUCGACAUGAUGUACAAUAGGAUGUAGGAACUAUACCAAACCUGUCUUCUCUCAGAGCUGCUUUGUACAAUCUAUUUUUAAAUAUUUACAACAACAACAAAAAACCACCAAUGUACUUGCAUCCCUGUCAUAAAAUUGGAAUUUGUUAAUUCAUGUAACAUCAAACAUAAAGUGUGACCUUUAGUUUUGAACCAAAUGACUCCUGUAAACACCCUUGGCUUCUCUUCAUUGUACAAUAUAACUGAUUACUUUUAAAAAAUCACUGACAACA